UUGUAAACAGGUCUGUCAGCCAAUCUGAAAUUUGUAAUUGGGUGCGGUGUGUUGUACUCCUUAUCAUAAAAAGUGGUUGUUUAAAGGGAAAAAGUGUGAUUUUGUGGCGCAAGGUGUGGAGUGGUAAUUCGCUAUGAGUUACUUACAGUCCAACCAGAAUAGACCCAUCUCGCAGAGUCACUACCAGGGAGGCCCCGGUGAUUUGCCAAUGCCACCAGCCAAAGAACAGACCCUAAUGUGGCAGCAAAACUCGUACUUGGGCGACUCCGGCAUCCAUUCCGGAGCCGCGACUCAAGUACCGUCACUCAGUGGGAAAGAAGAAGAAGAAAUGGAUUUAUUUGAUUUAGAUCAAGGUUAUUCUCAAGGCUUCACUCAAGACCAAGUCGAUGAAAUGAAUAAUCAGCUCAACCAAACGCGGUCGCAAAGGGUCAGAGCGGCCAUGUUUCCGGAGACGUUGGACGAAGGGAUUGAAAUUCCAUCAACUCAGUUCGAUCCCAGUCACCAGACGGCCGUUCAAAGACUCUCCGAACCGAGUCAAAUGCUUAAACAUGCAGUCGUCAAUCUAAUCAAUUAUCAAGACGACGCAGAUUUGGCAACUCGUGCCAUCCCCGAAUUGAUCAAACUCUUAAACGACGAAGAUCAAGUUGUUGUUUCGCAAGCCGCGAUGAUGGUCCACCAACUAUCUAAGAAAGAGGCUUCGAGACACGCGAUUAUGAACAGUCCUCAAAUGGUGGCCGCUUUAGUGAGAGCCAUUUCGAAUUCUAAUGAUUUGGAAACGACCAAAGGUGCAGUCGGCACUUUGCACAAAUUAUCACAUCAUCGGCAAGGUCUCUUGGCCAUCUUCAAAAGCGGAGGUAUUCCCGCAUUGGUGAAAUUAUUGAGCUCGCCAGUUGAAAGUGUAUUAUUCUACGCCAUCACCACUCUACACAACUUGCUGCUGCACCAAGACGGGUCUAAAAUGGCCGUACGAUUAGCCGGAGGUUUACAAAAAAUGGUCGCGUUGUUGCAAAGGAACAACGUGAAAUUUUUGGCUAUCGUAACAGAUUGUCUACAAAUUUUGGCAUACGGGAAUCAAGAGAGCAAAUUGAUUAUUUUGGCGUCGCAAGGGCCUAUCGAACUUGUAAGGAUUAUGAGGUCGUAUGACUACGAGAAACUGCUUUGGACGACGUCAAGAGUAUUGAAGGUAUUGUCAGUAUGUCCGAGCAACAAGCCGGCCAUCGUCGAGGCCGGCGGCAUGCAAGCCCUCGCAAUGCAUCUAGGGAACCCCAGCGGCCGCCUAGUCCAGAACUGUCUCUGGACACUGCGUAACCUCUCGGACGCCGCUACCAAAGUCGACGGUCUCGAAGGCUUGCUCAGCUCUCUAGUGCAAGUCUUAAACUCGCAAGACGUCCACGUCGUAACAUGUGCUUCUGGCAUCUUAUCUAACCUCACAUGUAACAACCAACGCAACAAAGUCACCGUUUGUCAAGUCGGCGGCGUUGACGCCCUCGUACGCACAAUUGUCAGCGCUGGUGAUCGCGAAGAGAUCACAGAACCGGCCGUUUGCGCUUUGCGACACCUCACUUCAAGACAUGUGGAAUCAGAAAUGGCGCAAAAUGCAGUCAGGUUGAAUUACGGGAUUCAGGUUAUCGUGAAAUUGUUGAAUCCGCCAUCGCGUUGGCCACUAGUCAAGGCCGUUAUCGGUCUUAUUAGGAAUUUAGCGUUGUGUCCGGCUAAUCACGCCCCCUUAAGGGAACAUGGGGCGAUACAUCAUUUGGUGCAGCUGCUGAUGAGGGCCUUCCAGGAUACACAGAGGAGGGCGAGUGUGGCGAGCGGAGGUAGCCAGCAAACCUCCAGUUACGCCGAUGGGGUGCGAAUGGAGGAGAUCGUCGAGGGAACAGUGGGGGCGUUGCACAUAUUGGCUCGAGAGUCCCAUAACAGGGUUAUUAUACGUCAACAAAUGGUCAUUCCGAUAUUCGUGCAAUUGCUUUUUAAUGAUAUUGAAAAUAUCCAACGUGUGGCAGCUGGGGUAUUGUGUGAAUUGGCGGCUGAUAAAGAAGGGGCGGAAAUGAUCGAACAAGAGGGUGCCACUUCGCCACUCACCGAAUUGCUACAUUCCCGAAACGAAGGGGUGGCAACUUAUGCUGCGGCAGUAUUAUUUAGAAUGAGCGAAGAUAAGCCACAAGACUAUAAAAAACGGCUCAGUAUGGAACUGACAAAUUCGUUAUUCCGGGAGGAGAAUUUGUGGAAUCCGGAUCUGGGCAUAGAUCCUGAUUUACAGGACAUGUUGAGUCCUGACCAAUCAUAUGAUGCAAUGUAUGCCCAAGGACCCCCUAGUGUGCAUAGCAAUCACGGUGGACGGCCGUACCAACAACAAGGGUAUGACCAGAUACCAAUAGAUAUGCAAGGACUAGAGAUCGGGUCGCACGGUGGCGGAAACGGAUCGACUUACAGCCCGAUUGAAGCCAUGGAUGUAGCCAAUGGCGACCCCGAUAUCAACUUUGACCCAUUACCUGCACCUCCUCAAGACAACAAUCAAGUUGCAGCAUGGUACGAUACCGACUUAUAAAAUUACCUUCCUCGAUGUUUUUCGUUUUAUAAAAUUAGACAUUUCUAUUUUGAUUUUCUUGGUAAUCCCAAAUGCGACACUAGGAUUUUUUGUUAAUGAGAAUAUUGUGUACCUACCUAUUUAUAAUUUAUUAGUAAGUAUAAAAUAACAUGUAAGUGUAUAUUUUCCGUUAUACAUAUAAUAUCGAGUCGAUUCAGAUUUUUUUUAAUAAAAAACAUUUUAUGCUGUCUGAUUAAUAAUUAUUAUCAAAGAGCUAAAACACAAUGCUGAAUUUUUGACUGAUGUGUUAUGAUUGUCGUUUACAAAAAAUAUCUAAAUGUGAUUGUACAAAAUAAAUUGUCAUGUAUCAUUUUCUUUUUAAUUAAUAAAAGUGUUUGUAUAUUUAUUUGUUUUUUAUUUUGUUAUGAAUGCUAUUUAUUGCCGUUUUUAUGUAAUGCCCAAAGCGUAGUGUAGACAUUGUGUUUUAAUUCUUAUUAUAUUUAAACAAUUUCAUGAACAGGGUAGAACUUUUUAAGGCACUGCCUUUGAAAUGUAUGCAUGUCUUUGUAGGAAGGAAUAAACUUUCUCAUUGUA
This is a messenger RNA of Tribolium madens (black flour beetle), 3121 nucleotides long. Its product is annotated as armadillo segment polarity protein. Gene Ontology annotation, cellular component: adherens junction; catenin complex. Bases 134 to 2548 code for a protein of 804 amino acids. The transcript is spliced from 8 exons. NCBI's taxonomy places the organism in Eukaryota, Metazoa, Arthropoda, Insecta, Coleoptera, Tenebrionidae. Gene Ontology annotation, molecular function: protein phosphatase binding; cadherin binding; transcription coactivator activity. The record is from RefSeq and is a predicted model, not a curated record. Gene Ontology annotation, biological process: positive regulation of transcription by RNA polymerase II; cell adhesion.